AUGCAAAACUCACCGACUGCAAUGAGAAACUCGUUUGCUAGUCCUCAAGAAAAGCCAACACCGCAAAGAGAUGUAAAUCCAAAUGGGAAGCGCUACAGAUUGGAAGAUAAUAGCCAUAGCAACCCCUUUGCAAACACAGCAGCUGUAUCGCCCUCAAGGACUAGAAUAUCAACUCGUGAAUCUAUUUUAUCAAGGACAUCCACGUUUACCUACAGCAGAAACAACUAUAGUCCACUCCACAAUACAAAAGGUACACGACAAACCAUGAGUCCUGGUGUUGCUGAUUACAAUCGUCGCUUAUCAUCAUUGUCUAUUGACGACACUCAUGGAUCCUCGAAUCGCUUGCAAGUGCUUGCCAAAUCCCUUGAUGAUCUUGAAUCCUUCUUUAAAGAUCAACUGCAAUCGAGCCAUAAUGCGAAAAGAGGAGACAUCAAAGAGCUAAACAAGCGGUGUAAAGAGCGCAUCAGCUUGCUCAAACAACAAAUCAACCAAGUGACAGACGAAGACAUGACAUCUGAAGAUUUGAUGAAAGAAGCACAGGCCAGAGUUGUGGAAGUCUUUAAAGAGAGCGAAAAUUGGAAGGGGCAGGCUUCAAAUGCACAAACACACCUUCGCGAGUUGGAAAACAAGAUGGAAAGCAUGGCUGAAGCGCACAGGCGCCAAAUCAGAACCCUUGUUGAUGAAUUGGAAAAAUCAAAGAAGCAGCUCAAACGAUAUGAAAAUCAAGAGUUGGAUGAUGUAGACGAUGGUCCAUUGGAUUCAAGUGCAAACGAGCGAGCACGUGAAGACGCACAAAAGAUAUCAAAGCUCGAGUUGGAGAAACUUCGCCUAACCAAAAGUCAACAAGAGCUUCAGAGAGAUCUUCAAAGCAAAAUUGACGAUCUUUCGGCGCAACUGAUCAAUACCGAGGAGAAAUUACUAAACACUGAAGCUGAAUUGGCUAAAUCAAAGGACGAAACUGAAAAUUUGAACAAUGCACUUGAUUCCGAACUGCAAGAAUUGGAGACAUGCAAGAAAGAUUUGAGCAGUGAAAAGGCAGCUAACGAAAGUUUACAACACGAAUUGAAAACCAUCAAGGAGUCGCUGAAAGAGCAUCUUAACCUCAAUCAGCAAUUGAAAUUUGAUUUGAACGAUUACAAGGAACAGUUGGAAGAGUAUUCAAACAGGAUAGAUGCCUUGACCAAAGAGCAAACCAACUUGAAACAACUCGAAAUCAAACUUCAAGCUGCCACUCAACAUAACCAGCAUCUCACCAAAGACAAUCAAGCAAAGGUAGAUGAGCUUGAUCGAGCCCAACAUCGUAUCAGUUCAUUGGAGAGACAGUUGCAGGAUAGCACAGCUGAAGCCGCACGACUGCAAUCUACAUUGAGCGAGAAAGAGGGCGACUUUACAGGCAGAUUAUCGCAAAUCAGUACACAAAACAAUGAAAUUGCAAGCCAAAAUCAACAAUUGCAAAUUAACCUGGAUGCAGAACGUGCUCAUGCCAAACAACUAAGAGAGUCCCUCGAGUUUGAACGCGCUGAAAAGAAACGGCUGAAUGAAGAUUUGAUGGCAGAACGCUCACAACUAGCAGCACUUCAACUGGAGCACCAAUCCACCAUCAAAGAACACAGAGACACCAGCAGUGCUGCUGAAAUGGAACUUCGUGAUUUGAAGCGCAGAAUGGAUGAUCUAGCGAGAGAAAAGCAACAAGUGGAAAGAGAAUUAGCGUUUGCUACAUCGCAACAAUCUGACAGCAUAUCCAGAGCCACAGCUGAACGUGAUGAACUGAAAGCCAAAAUCAAAGAGAUGAAUGCUCAUCUGGAAGAGAUCAGCGACCUGCGCGAAGCAUUACAGAAUGAAAGAGAUCAACUGCAAUUGACACUUGACAAGGAACGUACCAAGAAUCAGAAACUCAAGUCGGACCUCGCUCAGGAGCAGAGCAAUGUGAUUACAUUAAAUGACAAAAUCAAUGGGUUGACAGAAGAAAAGUCUAAUUUGCAGAGAAGAUUGGAUUCAGCAGGUCAGCUGCAAAGUGCUUACGAAAGGGAGUGCCGUAAGAAUGAACAGCUAUCCAAAGAUUUGGCAGAGCAAGCAGCUACAGCAAACGAGUAUUCCGUCGAGGUUCGAAAUGUGGUCAAUGAAUCAAAGCAACUGCAUUGGAAACUGGAGGCAUCUAUCAAAGAAAAGAAUGACCUGCAGAGACGCAUUGACGAACUUGAACACGAGUUGUCAACUGAACAGAGUGCACAAAGUCAACUGGUAUCCAAAUUGCAAGAAGCAGAACACCAAGUGCAAGCGUUACAACAUCAAUGCCAAGUCGUCAACAACGAGAAAGACAAUUUGCAGAGACAGCUGGAUAAUUUGAUGCAAGGCACGCGUCAGCACUCUGAAAGUCAAGUGCAACUGACAGCCGAGAGAAAUGAAUUGAAGCGCAAAUUGUUGGAUGUCACGCACGAACUGGAUACAUUGAAAGCAUCUCGACAUGAGCGUGAAGAGGAGCUUAUGCAAGAGCUCAAGACCAAUCAAGCUGAUAUGCAUCGUCAAACAGACCAGCUCAAGAAGGCUAAGCUACGUAUCGAAGAUUUGACUCAAACGCUGAUGGACAAGACAGCUCGUUUAGACCGCGUUUCUUCUGAUCUCGAGGAUGCUCGUUCCCAAUUGCAACACUCCAAGAUGAAUGAAGAAAGUAUAGUACAAACCAAGUCGAAAUUGACGCAACGUUUAGAGGAAACUGCUGCCAAUCUGAACCAAGUGGCAAAAGAAGCUGCUGAGAGGGAUGUCGAGAUUGCCCGCUUGGAAUCUGUGCGAGCUGAUACCCGCUCUCGCUUACACGACGCUCUUGCUCAACAUGCUCAGUUAGAACAAAAGAUUGAUCAACUUGAAUCUGAUUUGCAGCAAAAGAAUUCUUUGUUUGAGGACCUGUCCAAGGAGCUUGCAGCAGCAGCGGAUUAUGCACAAGAGUUGGAGUCUGUCGUGAAAACAAAAGAGAGCCAGCUGGCCAUUUGGAAGCAAGAAGCACAGGCCAUAUUUGACGAAAAAGAUGAAGAAUUGAAGCGAUUAGAGCACCAAGAAAAUCAAAAACUGGAGCAAUUGCAAACUCGUAUUCAAAACCUGCGCAACAAGCUGACAACAACAGAGAAGAGAUUGGAAGAAAGUGCAUUGGAAAACUCAAAGUUGGAGGAAGCACAAUCCGAGCUUGAAGCGGCCUUGUCCCGGUGUGAGCGAGAACUGAAGGAGGCUCGUGUGGACGUCAGCAGAAAGACACGAGAUCUCAGCGAGAUACAAUACAAGUUUGAGCAUGAGAGAGAGUUGGUGCAUGACUUGACUGAGCAAAAUGCCAAGUUGCAAGAAGAAACCAAGUUGAUGGAGUAUCAAGAGAGUCAAAUCGAAGAAAGAGCGCUCAAGAUUGAGCAACUGGAAGAUACCGUCAACAAGAUCUUGUUUGAUUUGAACGCUGCUAUAGAAAAGAAGAAGGCAAUUGAAGAAAAGAGCAAGCAUUUUGAAGAGAUGGCUAGCACGAUCAAAGCUGAAGCGCAAGACAAGAUUCAUCAUCUGGAGUCUAAAUGUCGAGAAGCUCAACGCAGAAUUGAUGAAAAAGAAAGAGAAUUGGAAUACAUCAAGACAGUGUUACGAGAAGCCCUCAAGGAGAAGUAG
Molecule: messenger RNA, 3636 nt
Organism: Mucor velutinosus
Lineage: Eukaryota; Fungi; Mucoromycota; Mucoromycetes; Mucorales; Mucoraceae
Product: mdj1 protein precursor
Exons: 2
Coding region: 1-3636 (1211 amino acids)
Source: RefSeq, a predicted model, not a curated record